Molecule: messenger RNA, 2118 nt
Organism: Cercopithifilaria johnstoni
Lineage: Eukaryota; Metazoa; Nematoda; Chromadorea; Rhabditida; Onchocercidae
Source: the annotation of a GenBank genome assembly
AUGUCCGCUGUUGAUUUACGUGCAUCAAAAGCGCGGUGUCAAAUUUUGCCUUUUUUGCGGCAUCGCGUCUUUUCAUUAUCGCUUCUACUUCUUGCAUUCUCCAUUAUUUCUCCUGGUUUUAUGAGUGGUUUCCUUUGGGGUUUGUACAUAUCAUUUAUAUGCUUCCUGUACUUUUUUGUAUCUGGACCGGUGAAUAAGAAUCUUCCUGUACAUAGCGAUGUUGUUGUGAACAUAUCUGAAGAGUUUAAGGAACAGGAAACUCCAAAAAAUAAAAUUUAUAAGGGCUGGAUGAAUGAACUUCGUGGCAAUUACGAUUCGUCAACUUAUCAUGUUAAUAAUGUUCAAACAGUUCUUGUACGCCUUGAUGGUAAUUUAUUGCGCAUUUCACGUCCAGAACGAGCUGUUCUCAAACAUGCGUUCCACACUGAUCCAACAUUAACAGAGGCAAAACCUACAGUUUCAAGUCAAAGCAUAUACAAUCUAGUGGGAGCUACGAUCACAUUGCGACCCAAACGUUUGGCAAGAAGACGUUGGUGGAGUCGUAAAUAUCCAAUACAUAUUCGCUUAGCUUCUAGAGAUAGCGAAAUAUCAAGAUUUCCAUUACUUCGAAAAUCACGUUCUGUGAAUGAAGCAAUCGAAUUUGCGAAGUCUGCAUCAUCCAGUGACGAAAGCUGCGAUAUCAGUGAACUCAAAUUAAUAAGCGGGAAAAACAAGAAAAUAAGGUCAGAAUCAAUAGAAGCAAUGCGUGAGGAUGGUAUGAAACAUCUUUCACAGGAAAACUUCGGUGGAGAUUCGCAGUGGGUGCUUUGUACAGAAAGUAAUCAGAGAAACUCAGAUGACAAUUCAUGCUUUGAUGAAUGUGGAAAUUGUCGAAGUAAAAAUUUAGCGAGAGGCCGGAGUUUAUACUUAUUUGUUCGAAGUGCUAGAGAAAAAGAACGCUGGUUUCACAGAUUACGAGAAGCGUGCAGUCGGUACAGCACUGCGGCUGUAGAUAUAACGCUUCCAAUAAGUGAUGUGAAAAAAGUUUCACCAGAUCGUCGUUUUUCACUUCCUCUCUCAGCUGUGGAUUCAGAUUCGUUGAAAAUGAGUUUCGAGUAUUUUCUUUACGUCAGCAAUCGCUUGCAGUUCAACAAAUGUAUUAAUGAAAUCCUCAAAAUUCCACGCGAGGGAAACGAAAAACGAACUGAUGGCAAUAUUAUAUAUAUGGAUUUGGGACGUAAUAAAUGGAAUCCUGGAAGAGUUGAUACUGGUUCACAGCUUGUUAUGUCUGUAAAUGCUUUAGUUGCUAGAAUAUUUUAUGACUUUUGUCAUGAUACAUAUUGGUGCAAACAAGUCCAGGACAAAAUUCAGUCUAAAUUAGCCACUCUCCAUUUGCCGUAUUUUAUCGAAACUCUAGAGCUUCCAAACUUGGAUUUGGGCACUACUCCUCCUGAAAUUGUUUCUGUUCAUUCACCUAUUCUGGAUGAUUGGGGGCUUUGGGUUGAUUUUGAGUUGAAAUACCGCGGUAAAAUCCAUUUGACAUUGGAAACAAAAGUCAAUUUAAUGAGACUGAAAGAGGGAAUGCACAAGAAUGGAAUGUGCAGAGAGAUUAACAAAGUGAAAAUCCCGAUACGCGUUCAUCAUUAUUCUGAUUCAGACCUUCCAGAAUCUCCCGAAAGCAGUCCAGAUGAAGAUUUUGGUUCUAAAAUGGAGAAAACUCAGAUUGCAAAAGAAAGUACGGGUAGAAAGUUACUGAAUGUGGUUGAUAAAAUAGCUAGCAGUAAUAUAUUUCAAGGUGCCUCUGAAUUCCCACCUGUAAAAAAGGUGAUGGAGGGCAUAUCUUCGACACGUUUAUUGCUAAAUGUCGAUGUAACACGCCUAGAGGGCACUAUGACGAUCAACUUUCCACCGCCUCCUUCUGACAGACUUUGGUAUGCUUUUCGCACCCCCCCGGAACUUUCAAUCAGAAGUGUUCCCCAAGUGGGCGACAAAUUGGUGGAUAUGAGUACUGUCUCCAGCUGGAUUGAAAAUAAACUUCGCUUACUGUUAGAGAAAAAUUUGGUCUGUCCAAAUAUGGACGACUUGAUUAUUCCUCUAAUGAGUGGUAAUGAACUUUUGAAUAGUGGAUAUAAUUGCUGA